Messenger RNA from Anthostomella pinea, 468 nucleotides. Lineage: Eukaryota; Fungi; Ascomycota; Sordariomycetes; Xylariales; Xylariaceae. The record is from the annotation of a GenBank genome assembly.
AUGCGCCGCAUUUGCCGGGGGACAAUUCCCGCGCAAUCAUUCACCAAGACUACCCAGAGCGGCCUGCUGCUCGGACGGAAUAGUGUGGCUCAUAUUUCACUGCCGACGCGCAGGCGCAGUCAGAAGAGUGUGUUGUAUCGGUCUUCGCAUACCACAGCCAAUGCGCCCCCACCAACUGCACCUCUACCAAUAACCUCACCUUCACCUUCGCCAGCAAGGGAGAUAUACCAUCCAGAGGCCGACGUUGAGGAUCUGGAAGAUUACGUGCCUGGUGGAUACCACCCAACAACCAUCGGGGACACGUUUCGCGAUGGGCAGUAUACCAUCGUGCACAAGCUGGGGUUCGGCGGUUACUCGACCGUCUGGCUCGCGCGCGACCAGCGCCUCGAGCGCUAUGUGUCGUUAAAGAUCCUGGCUGCAAGCGCAUCAACUACCAGCAAUGAAGGGGCCACCGUGCUUGUCCUCUAA